AUUGCUCGUCGCUUGCAAGAACUCAAUCGUGGAUGGAGUGGAGAUCGAAUUUUCCAAGAAACAAGAAAAAUUAUUGGAGGAAUUCUCCAGCAUAUUCUCUACAAAGAGUAUCUGCCAAAAUUGCUCGGUGUCGCCCAUGCAAAGGUCAUUGGUGAUUACCACGGCUACGAUAAAAAUGUUGAUGCGACAAUCGCGAACGAAUUCACGACGUCCGCGUUCCGAUGCGGACAUGGUAUGAUUGAGGUAGAACUGGAUUGA
Strongylus vulgaris is the source of this 258-nucleotide messenger RNA. NCBI's taxonomy places the organism in Eukaryota, Metazoa, Nematoda, Chromadorea, Rhabditida, Strongylidae. The record is from the annotation of a GenBank genome assembly.